GGAUUCUCACCGAGUAAGUGAGUUAGGGAACUCUUGAGCAACCCCAUAAAUCGGUUCGGUGCCUUGAAUCUUCCCCCUCUUUCUCCACAUAAAGAAAAAAAAAUGCUUCGCAAGACUUGUGUGAUCAGUGCCCCGUUCAAGAGUGUCUUGCGGCGACAUAAGUUCCACCCUGAAGGGUUACCACUCUACAACGACAUGUCUAAGCAGUGGCUUUGCCGUGAGGGCGAGCGAUGGUGGGUUUUAGAUGCCAGUGGGGUGCAGCUCCCGCACGUCGCGGCCGUCGCGAGUCAGUAUAUGACGGGACAGCAUCGACCCGACUUCACCCCCGGCAUGUUGACAGGCGAUCACGUUAUCAUUAUCAACAUCAAAGAUGUCGUCAUGACGGGGGAUUCGUGGAUACGGGUACCGAUCACAUGGCAAACGGCUUACCCGGGUGGUAAGUACCGCGUUCGCCUUUCUGAGAUGUAUGAACGUGAUCCAUGCAUGAUCAUGUGGUGGUUUCUAAAGGACGAGGUCAAUAAACAUUUUGUAAGGAAACUCAAAACCCGUGUCGCACCACUGGAAAAGGCAUGGCUGUACGAAGAUAGCAUCCACCCGCAUGCCGACAAAAAUCCUCGCACCCUGAUUAUGAAUGACUUGGAGUUAAAAGGGUGGAAAUACAGGGAUCCAUUGUUUCAGCAACGCUGGAAACCAAAUCAGUUUAUGAUAUGAUGGGAUUUCCGUUUGCUUUUCUGUUUCUGGUGCGUACGUCCAUGUGUGUGGGUUUGACCAUAAGGGGGACACCUUUCCUGUUCUUUGGGAAAUAGCGAGUCUUUUUGUUUUGCAUUCUCUACACGGUUAUUCCAUGU
Messenger RNA from Phytomonas sp. Hart1, 848 nucleotides. Lineage: Eukaryota; Euglenozoa; Kinetoplastea; Trypanosomatida; Trypanosomatidae. The record is from the annotation of a GenBank genome assembly.